Molecule: messenger RNA, 2732 nt
Organism: Lingula anatina
Lineage: Eukaryota; Metazoa; Brachiopoda; Lingulata; Lingulida; Lingulidae
Cellular component (GO): cytoplasm
Molecular function (GO): protein binding; ubiquitin-protein transferase activity
Source: RefSeq, a predicted model, not a curated record
UUCAAACAUAUUGAUUUGUUUCAAAAUGGCGGUCUCCGAUGAAAUGCCGUUCAGUGUGGAUGGUAUUUUCUUUGAGUUUUUCUGAAUUUCGGGAUAUUGUAGUAUUUUAAACCAUGAAUUCCGACGGUAUACAUACAAGGCUCAGUAGAAUUUCAUCUUUCCAACAGGCGGGCUUUGCCUUAACUGGAUUUGCGGCAAUGGCUGGUGUGACGAUAAAAGCAAUAUCGCUGCUUCGUCGAGCUAAGUUCUUUCAAAACAAGACGAAGCCGGCGUAUGAAGAUGAAAAAAGUAUGACUUUGGAAGAAAUUGAGGGAUAUACCAAAUCUCCUAACAUAAACCUUAGAAGAAGUGCAGAGCAGCUGCUUUUGGAAAAAGUUCUCAGUAGUGCUCAUGUGCUGGAUGAGCUGUUAAAGUGGUGCCUGUGUGGUGAUGAAAAUGAAAUAGCCAAAGCCGCAACUGUGCUGUGUGUCCUCAUUAAGUCAGUGGACACUAGGGGUCACCCCUGGGAGAAGCCCUACAUCCUUACCCUGGCUGAAAUGAUCUUACAGUCCCUGAAUCCUCAGAGAUCAUACAAAGUUCAGGCUGAUGAUUUUACAGUUUCUGAGAGAAUCCAGCGCCUUUCUACUUGUGCAUUGUUUGAGUUGGUUUGUGAUGCAACUGCUCAGAAAGACUUCCUUGUUGCUAACUAUCCAGAUAUAGUACCAUGUAUUCUCCACCUGGUUGUCAACAGUCGCUGCAAGGAGGUCAGCAGAUAUGCUUUGUUCCUCACACAUCAGAUUGCCAUACAGGAAUCUACCAGACAAGCCCUGAUAGAUGCUAAUGGUGUGAAAAUUGUAGCGCAGUCACUGAUGAUUCAUCAGGGAGAUCCAAUGCUGCAGAGACUAAGUCUUCAGAUGUUAACUGUUUUCUCUACAAUGCCAGAAUCCGAUAGUAAGCAGAUGUUGUCAGGUAUAGCUGAGGAAGGUGUCAUUGUGCCCACUGUAGUGUGCCUUAAGUCUGAGGAUCCGGAAUGUACAUACUGGGCUGUGGCCCUUUUACAUGAAUUUGCCAUAAAUGAUGUGUGUAAAGGUCGUAUUAUAGAGGUGUACGGUUUGCUGCGAGCCUUGUCACAAACUCUCGUUGAUAGUGAAGCAAACCAGCAGCGUUUGCUUCUAAGGCUUUUAUGUUUUCUUGCCGUUGAGAAUGAAACCUUCAAGAAUGAUAUAUUGCAGUGCAAUGACAUUGUAAGUCGCCUGCCAGUAUUUUAUGCCAGUGGAGACAAGGAUGUGGUACAUUGGGCUCUUGUGUUAACACAUGAUUUAGCUAUGACAGGCAAGGCAGCCACCACAUCCCUUUUAAACACUUGUCCAGAUCUAGUGAGUGCCAUGGUCCCACUGACAGCCCAGGCUGAGUAUGUUCUCAAGAGACUUCUGGCAGAGACUUUGGGAUUCUUCUGCUCAAAUGAACAUUACAUGCUGAAGAUUAUCCGUAAUGGUGUCUUGGUCACCAUAUUGCAGUAUGCCACCUGUGAGGAUGAACAGUUAAAGUACUGGUCGGCUGCUGUUAUGCUUAACAUGGCUAUGACAUCAGAUGCAGUAAAGCUGGAGAUUCUGCAGGCAGGUGGUCUGUCAGUCAUCAUGGAGCUAGCAAUAGGAGACCACAGCAACACACAAAUCUCUGUUAUGGCUGCCAAGAGCUUGGUCAUGCUGGGGUUCACAGAUAAACCUCUGUCUAUCAGUGUUUUAUGUGAUGAGGACAAUGCAAGAGUCAGAAUGAACAAAAAAAUAUAUCACCUGAACAAACCAGGGUUGAAUAUUAUGGUGUGGAACACUUUAACUGCUGAGUCAGUGGCACAGCUCCACUAUCAUAUCAACAACCCUUGGGAGGCUCAGGAUUUAGGUGUCAAAAUCCCACAUAAGCCUCAAGAUGAAGGGAACCUUGUGAUAAUUGUUAUCAGAGGGCAGUAUGGGCAAAUCUAUUUAAAAGCCAUGAAAGAUCUGCUUGUCAUCUCUGCCAAGUCCAGUGUGCGCCAGGAUUCCCUGUACCAGCUGCAGGAGAGUGAGAUGUGUGUUAUAGUGGCUACCUUGUUGAACAGUGGGAUGUUGGAUGUCAAUCAUGUUGAGAAAGCUGCCACCAUCAAUAUGGAGUUCCAGUUUCCCUACAAUGAGAUAGUUAACCACAGAGUCUCUGAGAUUGUUUUGAUCCCAAUUAUCAGGGUUCUGUUUGGUACAGCCCCAAGCAGCCCUAUUAGUAAAGUGAUGGAACUUGACUUACUGGAGGUACUUGCCAGGCAUUCAGGCCAUUGUGAAACAAUGCUGAACUGUGAUGGAUUUUUAGACUACUUGAACAGUAUUUUAUACGAAUUUACAAAGACAUUGUCUGAGUCCCAAGACUACCCCCCUAUAGCUGUGGCCCACUGCCUAGGAGCACUGAAAGUGUUAUCUGUUCUGUCAGUCAGUGGUAAGUACAUAUAGAACCAUUUGACGUUACAAAUUCCAGUGUGCUGUUUAAUUGAGGUGAGGUUUUGUCUGGAGGUAGAUUAGUUACAUAUACAUAUACAUAGAGGUUUCAUAUUGUAACAUGUUAUUGAUUCCUCAAUUUUCUUCCUGUCUUUGGCUGUAACCCAGCAUAUAAAUAUAUUUGUUGCAAAUCAGUUUUUAGUACUUUAUCAAAAGUUUUUAUUCAAAUUAUUUUGUUCCUAUCAUUGCUUGUUUGAAAAAGUGAAUGUGUAUGAAUUGAUGUGUGUGUGUGUG